Symbiodinium necroappetens is the source of this 1458-nucleotide messenger RNA. The record is from the annotation of a GenBank genome assembly. NCBI's taxonomy places the organism in Eukaryota, Dinophyceae, Suessiales, Symbiodiniaceae.
AUGUUGGUCGGCCCAUUCCUAGCAGCUCUGGGCACGUCAGCUGCGAUUUCAAUGUCGGGGAUUCUGCGGAUGAAUCAUCCGAGAGUCCAAGUUGGGCGUGUUUCGUCCUGGGAGCCCUUUCUGCUCCGGAGGAGAGAGGUUCAAAGAAACCAGAAGGAGCAGCUACGAGAUGCUGGAAGCUACACAUGGAGCUGCGCUGGCUCCAUUGCCCCAGCGAUUUGUUUGGCCCGUUGCGUGCGCCGCAGCCGGCUGGAACGGAAUAGCUGUGUGGGGCCAGGAUGUCGAAACCUGCGAGGAGCCCUGGCAGCUGCAAGGCGUUCGCUGUCCUCGGUGCGGCUGGGACGAAGCUCUCCGACUGCGGCCGAGGACCUGCCAGCUAUGAGCACAGAUGGAGGUGGAGAAGAAGAGUUCCAGGAAUACUGGGAAUGGUUUCAAAAGCCUAGGGCUUGGCCAGAUGGUUGGAUCGAAAGGCGCACGCAUCCUCAAGUUGGAGUUCUACCCUACUGGUACAACACCGAAACACAGCAGACUUGCUUCGAUCCACCAUCAUCGAGUCAGAGCUCCAAAGAGCUGCGCCAAACAGAGGAGCCACUGGAGAUGGAAGGUCCUGCAGCAGAUCUCUCGAUCAAAGAGCUUCGUCAGAAGCUGCAAGAUCCUGAUGAGCUUCGGCGCUUGCAGCUUUCCGAUGACAUCCUGGCUCGGCGUGCAGUUUGGGAAUAUGAGAUGUUCAUUCCUCGAGUGCUUUCGUGGCAUGACUACCAGUAUAACACGUUCUGGUUUUUCAUCGAGGAUCGUGAGAAAGGUAAGGGGAAGGGAAAGGGUGGAGGACGCGGGUCCGGCAAGGGGUACGGGUACUUCGCCGCCGAAACAGAGAAGAACAAGAAGAUGUUCGCUCAUCAAGGCUUCUUUGAGGCUGUCGCCAAAGUUGCGAGCCAGCGGCUUGAACGGAUCCAUCCAAUCAAUCUUGUGUACCUCUUAUGGACGUUUACUCGAGCAGGGGUGCGUGCACAGACAUUCUUCGACCAGGCCGCAGACCACUUCUGCAACGGCUUGCUUCCGUCCCUGGAUCGUUGCGGUUUGGGAACCCUUGUGUGGUGUUAUGCAAGACAAAGAUUUCGGCAUCACCGCUUGUUCGAUGAAGCUGCCAAAGAGCUGCAGCGAACCGUGCGCGUUCGGUCCCUGGCACCCCGAAACUUCCAAAACACCAUGAUUGCCUACCGCUGGUAUGGGAUGGGCCGUGGCACAACGCGAUCACUUAUCGACAAACUUGCAACCUGGCUGCCACGGCUCUUGGACGAUCAUGACGAGCGAAGACCGAAGUUGAGGCCCGACGUCAUGUUCUCUUAUACUUGCAAAGAUGGCGCCGUAGUCCCAGCCGAUUCUUUUCGGAUCAGUGGUCUGAGCGUCAUUGCACGUGGCUUCGUGCACCUCGAUGCCAGCACCGAGCCUGUUGAGGCA